This is a messenger RNA of Erigeron canadensis, 763 nucleotides long. RefSeq names its product protein COFACTOR ASSEMBLY OF COMPLEX C SUBUNIT B CCB3, chloroplastic. The transcript is spliced from 4 exons. Gene Ontology annotation, cellular component: chloroplast thylakoid membrane. Bases 94 to 687 code for a protein of 197 amino acids. NCBI's taxonomy places the organism in Eukaryota, Viridiplantae, Streptophyta, Magnoliopsida, Asterales, Asteraceae. The record is from RefSeq and is a predicted model, not a curated record.
UAAUGAUAAUAAAAUAAUCGGUAGGAAGGAUAACCUUUGCCCUCUCCCUCUCUCUCUCUCUCGUCUCUCCUUUUGGAGACCCAAAACGCAAAAAUGGCUGUUCCAUUUUCUUCAAUUCAUCACACCAAAGGGUUUUCAUUAUUAUUAGUACAACAACAACCACUACACCUCCCAUCCCGAUUAAAUUUCUUAUCUCCUAGAAGAUUCAUAUGCCCAACAAAAAGAGUCCCAAACCUACGGUUUCAAAAAUAUCGAGCCUCUUAUAUGUUAGAAGUUACAGUGCCUAGCAUUGAUAUCCCUAUAUCAUCUUCACUCAACUCCACUGAACUUAUAAGUCACGUAUCAGAUGCCAUGCCAGAUUAUAUCCAAAGUUUAGUUUUGAUGGAUCUGGAUCCGGGGACAGCUAAGUUAGCAAUAGCGCUGUUGGGGCCUUUCCUGUCAGCAUUCUCGUUCCUCUUCAUUGUAAGAAUUGUGAUGUCAUGGUAUCCAAAGAUUCCAGUUGGGAAGUUUCCAUAUGUUGUGGCAUAUGCCCCGACAGAGCCAAUUUUAACUGUGACCCGGAAGGUGAUUCCGCCCCUUGGUGGAGUUGAUGUAACUCCUGUGGUUUGGUUCGGUUUGAUUAGUUUUCUUAAUGAAAUAUUAGUUGGUCCUCAAGGCUUACUUGUCCUCUUAUCUCAACAGGUUUAGAUUAUGUACCGAGUUGUAAAAAAACAUCUACAAUUUUUUGGACCCUACCUAUGUCAAUAAAACACAGUUUGCUUGA